AUGGCGGGACUGCGGGCGCUGUGGCUGCUGGCGGCGGCGGCGGUGGGAGCGGCGGGGGGACACCCGCAGCCCUGCUACCCCCCGACCCGCCCCGGCCCCGGCGCCAGCCCCGGCCCCGCCGUGCGCCUCGCAGCGCUGCUGCCGCCCCCCGCCCCCGGCCGCCCUCGCCUCCGCGCCGCGCUGCUCAGAGCCACCGGUACCGUCACCGGGGGCAGCCCCGGUGAGGAAGGUCCUGGCCCCGGGGGGGGACCCCAAAACCUCAGCCUGGAGGUGGUGGCGGGCGGCCCGGCGACGCGGGACCCGGGCUCGCUGGCGCGGUGGCUCUGCCGGGCGCUGGCGGGGCGCGGUGUGGCCGCGGUCCUGGCUGUGCCCCGCUCCCGGCGGGAGCUGCUCCAGCUCGAUUUCCUCGCCGCCGCCCUCCAGAUCCCCUUCGUCAGCCUGCUGAACACCCGCGGGCCGCUGCCAUUCCGAGCGCAGAGCCCUUUCCACUUCCACAUGGACCGGCAGAGCUCACUGGGGACGCUGGUGGACGUGCUGGUGAGCAUCCUGCAGGCCAACGACUGGCAGGAGACCAGCCUGGUGCUCUGCCACCCCUGGGAUCUCUCUGGCUUCCUCGACCUCUGGGCCCACCGCUCCCAGCUCUUCCUCCGCACCGUCCUGGACCUUGGCUACCUGGACGAGCCCGGGGCCGCUCGCUACCUCCAGCAGCAUGGGGACCGCUUCAGGACGCUCUCCAGCCCCGUGCUGGUGCUCGGCUGCGACCUGCGGCGGGCUCGGAUCCUCUUCCGUGCGGCCGAGGAGCUGGGGCUGCUCCCGCAGGAUUUCCACUGGGUGCUGGGCUCCCCGCUCAGCGCCAGCGAGCUGCAGACCGAAGGGCUGCCCCUGGGGCUCCUGGCCUACGGGGAGGUCAAUCGGCCGCCGCUGGAGCUCUUCAUCCAGGACAUGGUGGGGCUGGUGUCCCAGGCUAUUGCCAGAGCUGCCCGCAUCCGCCCCGACCCGGCUCUCCUGCAGACCACAGCGAACUGCAGCGAUAGGCACCGGGCGGGCAGCGAGUCCUCAGGACUCUUCCUCUCCCGGUUCCUGGCCAACAGCUCCUUCCACGGCCGGACAGGACCUGUGCGUGUGGAGAACGCGACCCUGCUGCGCCCGGAGCAGCAGUUCCGCCUCUGGAGCCUGCGGAGGGACUCUCGUGGGGACCCCACCUGGGUGACGGUGGGCACCUGGCGGCAGGGCAAGCUGGAGCUGGAGGAGGGCACCUGGCAGAGCCACCGCCAGCGGCAGAGCCCCGGGGAGGGGGCCGAAGGGGCCCGUGCCAGGCUGCGGGUGGUGACGCUGGUGGAGCAUCCCUUCGUCUUCACCAGGGACGUGGAUGAGGACGGCAGCUGCCCGGCCGGGCAGCUCUGCCUGGACCCUGGCACCAACGACUCGGCCGUGCUGGAUGCCCUCUUCGAGGAGCUGGCUGCGGACAACGGCUCGGUGCCACGGGCCUACAGGAAGUGCUGCUAUGGGUACUGCAUCGACCUGCUGGAAAAGCUGGCCGAGGACAUGCCCUUCGACUUCGAGCUCUACAUCGUGGGCGACGGCAAAUACGGGGCCUGGAAGAACGGGCGCUGGACGGGGCUGGUGGGGGACCUGCUGAGCGGCGCUGCCCACAUGGCCGUCACCUCCUUCAGCAUCAACUCGGCUCGGAGCAAGGUCAUCGACUUCACCAGCCCCUUCUUCUCCACCAGCCUGGGCAUCCUGGUGAGGACCAAGGACACGGCGUCCCCCAUCGGGGCCUUCAUGUGGCCCUUGCACUGGACCAUGUGGGUGGGCGUCUUCGUGGCCCUGCACAUGACAGCUCUCUUCCUCACCCUCUACGAGUGGAAGAGUCCCUACGGCAUGACCCCCCACGGCCGCAACCGCAGGAAGGUCUUCUCCUACUCCUCGGCCCUCAACCUCUGCUACGCCAUCCUCUUCGGGCGCACGGUGUCCAGCAAGACCCCCAAGUGCUGCACUGGGCGCUUCCUCAUGAACCUCUGGGCCAUCUUCUGCCUCCUGGUGCUCUCCAGCUACACAGCCAACCUGGCAGCCGUCAUGGUGGGGGACAAGACCUUCGAGGAGCUCUCGGGCAUCCAUGACCCGAAGCUGCAUCACCCCUCGCAGGGCUUCCGCUUCGGCACUGUCUGGGAGAGCAGCGCUGAGGAGUACAUCAAGAAGAGCUUCCCCGAGAUGCAUGAGUACAUGAGGCGCCACAGCGUCCCCACCACCCCUGCUGGGGUCACCAUGCUCAAGACAGAGCCCCCCAAGCUCAAUGCCUUCAUCAUGGACAAGUCCCUGCUGGACUAUGAGGUCUCCAUCGACUCCGACUGCAAACUGCUGACCGUGGGCAAACCUUUCGCCAUCGAAGGCUAUGGCAUUGGUCUGCCACAGAACUCACCACUGACCUCCAACAUCUCUGAGUUCAUCAGCAGCUACAAGUCCUCAGGCUUCAUUGACCUCCUGCAUGACAAGUGGUACAAGAUGGUGCCCUGUGGCAAGAGGGUCUUUGCUGUCACUGAGACCCUGCAGAUGGGCAUCUACCACUUCUCUGGGCUCUUUGUGCUGCUCUGCAUUGGGCUGAGUGGGUCCCUGCUGACCUCUCUGGGGGAGCACAUCUUCUACCGCCUGGUCCUGCCCCGCAUCAAGCGCAAGAAGAAAUUCAACUACUGGCUGCACACCAGCCAGAAAAUCCACCGGGCUCUGAACAUGGGCACGGAGGAGCAGAAAAGCCAAAGGCUGAGCUUGGAGCAGAGGUGCACCCUGCAGCCGAGGCAGGUGCCGGCGGCAGGGCAGCCCUGGAGCAGCCUGCGGAAGGAGGCUCGGCGAGUGCGCUUCCAGCUGGACAAAGCCCCCCCCGAGGGCCGGGGGUCCCCGCAGCACCCCGGGAACGGGCAGGCGCUGCAGCCCCUGGACAGGGCGGCCGGGGAGAGCGAGCUGCAGGAGCUGGAGGUGAAGAUCCAGGAGAUGCGGGACCAGCUGCGGGCAGCCCUGCUGAGGAAGAGCGAGCUGGUGGCCGUGCUGGGCACGGCGAAGAGCGGCCGGGCGCUGCCCGUCCCGACCGAGCCCCAGGAGAGGUGA
This is a messenger RNA of Indicator indicator, 3099 nucleotides long. RefSeq names its product glutamate ionotropic receptor NMDA type subunit 3B (gene GRIN3B). Gene Ontology annotation, cellular component: plasma membrane; postsynaptic membrane. The coding region runs from base 1 to 3099 and encodes 1032 amino acids. The record is from RefSeq and is a predicted model, not a curated record. The transcript is spliced from 9 exons. NCBI's taxonomy places the organism in Eukaryota, Metazoa, Chordata, Aves, Piciformes, Indicatoridae. Gene Ontology annotation, molecular function: NMDA glutamate receptor activity; transmitter-gated monoatomic ion channel activity involved in regulation of postsynaptic membrane potential. Gene Ontology annotation, biological process: ionotropic glutamate receptor signaling pathway; modulation of chemical synaptic transmission; synaptic transmission, glutamatergic.